Cyclopterus lumpus (lumpfish) is the source of this 1736-nucleotide messenger RNA. It is a transcript of the gene tomm40l, whose product is annotated as translocase of outer mitochondrial membrane 40 homolog, like. Gene Ontology annotation, biological process: protein import into mitochondrial matrix. Gene Ontology annotation, cellular component: mitochondrial outer membrane translocase complex; mitochondrial outer membrane. The transcript has 10 exons. The record is from RefSeq and is a predicted model, not a curated record. Gene Ontology annotation, molecular function: transmembrane protein transporter activity. NCBI's taxonomy places the organism in Eukaryota, Metazoa, Chordata, Actinopteri, Perciformes, Cyclopteridae. The coding region runs from base 46 to 1074 and encodes 342 amino acids.
ACCGGAUUUAACUUCCGGCUGCAUCGUCCUCUGGAAACCACAACAAUGGGCAGUGUUUUGGCUGCCAGCUCCCCCAACCCCCCGCCACCCGCCUCUGGCGGUAUUGGCGCCGCCCCCGGGUUGACGGUGCCGCCAGGCUUCGGGAUGCCUUCGGUCUCCCCAGUUCUACCCCCCAUAGGGGCCGCCUCAGGACAAGAGCAGGAGGCAGACUCCCCCUUGCCCAACCCCGGUGCAUUUGAUGAGUGCCAUCGCAAGUGCAAAGAGGUUUUCCCGAUGCAGAUGGAGGGCGUCAGGCUAUUCGUCAACAAGGGACUUAGCAACCACUUCCAGGUGAAUCACACAUUGCUGCUGAGCACCACGGGAGAUUCCACCUACAGGUUCGGGGCUACAUACGUCGGAACAAAGCAGAUGGGUCCGGCAGAGUUUUUUCCAGUCAUGGUUGGAGACAUGGACAACAGUGGCAGCCUUAACGCCCAGAUCAUCCACCAAGUCGCCAACAGAGUACGAUCCAAACUGGCCUUUCAGACGCAACAAAACAAGUUUGUGAACUGGCAAGGCGACGCCGAGAUUAAGGGAGAAGAUUUCACUGCGACGGUUACUCUUGGAAACCCCGAUGUCCUCGUCGGCUCUGGUAUUGUCGUAACACACUACCUCCAGUCCAUCACGCCGGCUCUAGCUCUGGGAGGGGAGCUGGUUUACCACCGCAGGCCGGGAGAGGAGGGCACCGUGGUUUCUUUAGUGGGCAGGUACACAGGCAGCAACUACAUCGCCACGUUGACACUCGGCUCAGCGGGAGCUCAUGCGUCAUACUAUCACAAAGCCAACGAGCAGCUGCAGCUCGGCGUGGAGUACGAGGCGAGCACCCGUAUGCAGGACACCAGCGUGUCGUUCGGCUACCAGCUAGAUGUGCCGAAAGCUAAUUUGCUGUUUAAAGGCUCAGUAGACAGUAACUGGGUAGUCGGAGCAACGCUAGAAAAGAAGCUGCUCCCGCUGCCGCUCUCUCUGGUCCUCUGCACCUUCCUCAACCACCAGAAGAACAAGUUCCAGUGCGGCUUUGGCAUCACCAUCGGUUAGAGCGGCCGGUCACCGGCCCGCAGAACGGACAGAUGACGCCGUGUACAACGCUGUGUGUGUGUGUGCGUGUGUGUGUGUGUGUGUGUGUGUGUGUGUGUGUGUGUGUGUGUGCGUGUGUGUGUGCACGCGUGUGCGCGCGUCCCAUCACUACUUCAAUCUGUCGCUCCAUUCGGCCUUCAUCGCGUUACUGGUUUCAGAAGGUAGUGGGGGAGGUAAAUACAAAUCCAGUGAGUUUAAUCCUGUACGAUUCGCCGCCUGAAUGAUCCGAAGCGAAAUAAACGAUGUGAUUGAUCAGGAAUUUGUUGACUGCGGAGUCUCGACACAAACCAGUAGGCAGUAGAAACACAUGAAGAGACAUUACAGAACUCAUAGUUUUCCUCACUGAGUUCAGUGCCUGUCGCUCCAGUCUUGAGUUUUAUUCUUGUUUUUUGUUUUAGUUUUUUUACUGUAAAGUCUGUCUUGGCGUGCAGUGGAUGACACCGUUGUUUGUUUAAAGAGGAUUCAUUGGUUACAGACCAGUUUACCAGCCGACCCUCCAUGUCACACAAUCAUCACUUGUUUUGUUGCCUUUUUUAUGUUACAUACAUAUGGAUCAGUAUAUAUAUGACCUGUAUAUACCUCUUGGAAACUGAUAAAUGCCAUUUCUUACAAAAAAAAGAAAA